UUCUCACUCCAUAGCGUUUUUGGUUCUUCUUCUUCAAUCUUCAAUCUUCAUUCUUCAGUCUCCGUUGUUUCUUCUCAGUGGUAAUUACCUAUGCAAGACCCUUCUAGAACCGCCACCGGCUACCCAGCCCCACUCUUCCACCACCAAAACGGCGGCCAACCGCCGCCGCCACCACCCACCGCGUAUCCCUACGCCGCUCCCCAAUACUACAACACCAAUCAACCCUCCUACGCCUCACGCUCUUUCUUCCGCGCGUUCUUCGCCACCAUGAUAUGCCUCGCCGUUAUCUUCGGCGUUAUCCUCAUCAUAACCUGGCUCGUCCUUCGCCCCUCCCUUCCAAACUUCACACUCAACUCCCUCUCCCUCACCAACUUCUCCACCACCACCCAAUCACUCUCCGCCACGUGGCACAUCGCUUUCCUCGUCCGUAACGGCAACAAGAAGAUGACCGUUACCUACAACGCCCUCCGUUCCUCCGUUUUCUACCGCUCCGAUUACAUCGCCGAGUCGCAGCUCGCGCCCUUCAAGCAGGACACGAAGUCGCAGACCACUCUCAACGCGACUCUCUCCGCCGCCAACGCUUACGUUGACCCGCGCGUCGUCGAUGAGCUUAACGGUGAAAGGGCGCGUGGUUCCGUUCUCUUCGAUGUGCAGGUUUUGGCUUCAACUUCGUUUCGCUCUGGUUCCUGGAGGUUCAGGACGCGUGUGCUUAAGGUUCUGUGCCGGAAAGUCCCCGUUGGCAUUUCGAUGAACGCAACUUCCGGCGAAUUGGUGGGUGGAGCCAGGGAAUGCCAGGAAAAUUGAUGUGAAUUGGAGCAAGAAUGAAGUUAAAAGACAUGGAGUACAAGAUAGAAUAUCAAGGAAGUCCAUAUCCAGAAGAAAAUUCAAGACUGGAAGAGGCGCUUUAGCACCCUCCAACG
Messenger RNA from Gastrolobium bilobum, 920 nucleotides. RefSeq lists its product as uncharacterized. The coding region runs from base 91 to 804 and encodes 237 amino acids. Gene Ontology annotation, cellular component: plasma membrane. NCBI's taxonomy places the organism in Eukaryota, Viridiplantae, Streptophyta, Magnoliopsida, Fabales, Fabaceae. The record is from RefSeq and is a predicted model, not a curated record. The transcript has 2 exons.